AUGCUAGCAAUGGCACUACAGGCAGGACAGCAGCUUGCCGAACUGAGCCGACACGACGUGAUUGGCUUCGAGAUCAAGUCCUUCUCCAUCCUCGCCCCCAUCGUCAUCCCUGCCGCCGGCGACGGGUUGGAGCAUGCAAUCAGCACCAAGUUGGCAAAGUCAGAAAGCAGCGAGCCACGGCAGGGCGUUGCAGUCUACGACUUUUCAAUCUAUACCAAGCCUAACUGUAUAGCCAGCACGAAGCAUGCCGAGGGUCAGCUUCACAUAGUAUACGGCCAUGUGGCGAGCAGCACAAUCGAGGAAAUUCAGCUCGAGGAUUCCUUUCAUCGUAACACGUAUAGCCAAUACAAAGCAGCCAGCGACGAGGAGAUGAGCCCGCGCCAGCUAUACGAAGUUUUGAACAAUCUCGGUCUCAACUACGGCCCCUUGUUCCGCAACAUCCACAAGAUCUCUCGAAGCUCGCAGAACGGCGGAUUCUGCCACAGCCAGGUCCAGAUCCCGGACACGGGAUCGGUCAUGCCAUUUGGAUACGAGUUCCCUCACCUCAUCCACCCUGCAACCCUGGACUCGUUCCUGCAGACCGUCUUUGCCAUUGGCGAGGACGUCAUGCUGCCCUGCCACAUAGACAGCAUUUUCGUCUCGGCCGAAAUGCCGCAGGGCCCCGGCGCCCGGUUUCUUGGACACACGACGGCGCAGGCGACGACGCCGCGCUCCGCGGUGGCCGACGUGGUCAUGUUCGACGAGCAGCUCGACCAGGUCAGGGUUUGCAUCAAGGGCAUGAAGCUCAAGUCGGCCGCCGCCGCCGCCGCGGCGGGAGAUGGUGGAACUUUCUUGCCGAAUCACCGCAACCUCUGUUCGGAGAUUGUUUGGAAGGAAGAUGUCGGCGGGUGUAGUGUCGAUGAUCUUAUGGCGUGGCUUGACUGUUUGGGACACACAAAUCCUGCUAUACGCAUACUACAGCUUGGAGACCUCUCUGGGAUCACUUCCAGCGUCAUCCAAGUGCUUGAGAACGGAUACGGGACGCCACGCUUUGCAUCCUUCACCCUCUGCGAUAGAGAGGACUUGAUCUUCGCUCAACUGCAACACGUAUAUGCCGGCACUCCCGUCAUGCAACGCAUCUUCUGGGAGCCUUUGCAGCAGGCGGCAAUGACAUCACAGUAUCAUCUAGUCAUUCUGAACGCCUCGCAGCCUCAAGAUCUUACGGCGGUAAGCCGGCUGUUGAGCCCGAGUGGACAUGUUAUCGUGCAACUGGAGGAUGUCGUGGACAAGACCGACAACGAUUAUCAGAGAAUAAUAAAGCGACUUGCUGAUGCAGGAUUUUGCAAUCUUGAGAAACUCCACGAAAAGUCUGGUAAAAAUUCUUACGUGGUUGCUUGCAGCGUCAAAGUUGCUGACAGGGAAACUGGAGGCCAGUGUAAUGUCACGAUACUGCUACCCGAGCUGUUAACCCCUUUUCUGAACAAGCUAAACAAGGCUCUCAUAAAGUGCCUCGGAGCUCUGCCGAAUAUUACCUGCGAUUCUGCUGCUGUUACUGCUCAUGCCAAGUUCAGCAACAAAACGGUCUAUAUAUCGCUGCUGGAGGCAGAGAAGCCGCUCAUUUUUGAUCUCGGCGAGCCCCAGUGGGAAAUCCUUCAUAGCCUCCUCCGCACCAAGAACCUGGUUUGGGUGACUGCCGGUGCCCAAAUGACAAACACCAACCCGCUCAUGGCCGCCUCCAUCGGCUUGAUGCGCACCAUCAGAUCCGAGGACGGGCAAAAGAAGCUUGUGUCCGUCGACAUCGACCCGAGCAAGGACAACGACAUUGCGUCCACUUCAAAGAUCCUCUGCGACAUUUUGAAGACCAAUUUCAUCACCUCGACAGCUGCUAAGGAGUCUGAAUACGUAAUUCGGAACGGGAAGCGGUUCAUCCCUCGCCUCAUGACGCUACCUGCUGUCAACUCGCUCAUAGAGAAGGAAGCUCACCUCCCAGAGAGCCUUGAAGAGUUUCCGCUGUGGCGAGACGACUGCCAUCUGAAGCUGGCACCGGAAUCUGUGGGCGGCCGCCUUGGCUUGUACUUUACAAAAGAUGACACCACCAACACCGCCCGACCCCUGAAGGAAACCGAGAUCCGAGUCAGGGUGCAACAGAGCCACCUCCUGCCGCACGACAUGGACGCCCUGCGAGGCAACGGUGGCGAGGUCGGCUCCGACGCGGUCGGCACCAUCCUUGAGGUCGGAUCAAAAGUUUCCCACCGCUUCAAAGUCGACGACUCGGUGGUCGUCUUUGCCCGCCGUACAAUCAGCAGCGCCAUCGUCGCCGACCAAAAGUUUGUCUGGUCCCGCGCCAUCACCAACCCGCCCCAUGAAACCUUCAGCCCGACGGCGUUCGUCAGCGCAGCCUACGGCCUCGUGGUUUGCGGUCGCUUGAGGAAGGGAGACGCCGUUCUCGUCCAUGAGGGGGCUUCUGCUUACGGCCAGGCUGCCAUCUGCAUCGCCACGGCCAAAGGCGCAUCCGUGAUUGCUGCCGUCUCAUCUCCCGAGCAGCGGAAAGUAGUGCAUGCACUUGGGAUCACCGAUGACCACAUUAUCGACAGCCGAGACGAUGCGUUCGUCGGCCCCGUGAGCAGGCUUACCGGAGGACGCGGCGUCGACCUCAUCUUCAGUCCUGCAUCUCGCAGCCUCGCUGCCAACUUUGGGUCCUGCGCAGAGCUUGGUCGGGUUGUCCAGCUGGCGAGCGAGACCCCCCAGCUACCGUCGAUGGAGCAGGCGAUCCUCAAGAAUCUAUCCCUCGUGACCUUUGACAUUCUCAAGCUGGCCGAGAAGCAGCCGUGGCUGGUGGAGGAAGCAAUCAAUGAAGUCAACGCCCUCCUGCAAAACGGCGACUCUGCAUGCAGCAUCCAGCCCAUGAUCUCCCACAGAUUCGAGAGCUUGGGAGCCGAAGCGGUCGACCCUACCACGGAUCCAUGGUUGGGUCUGCAUGUCGCGGACGUCAAAGAAGACACCCGUGUUCUUAUGCCCGUGAACCUGACCCAGCCAUUGCGGUUGAACAGCAGCGGAACGUACGUUCUCGCGGGUGGCCUCGGUGGGAUUGGCCGUAGCAUUGCCCAGUUGAUGGUUGAACGAGGCGCUCGCCACUUGGCAUUCCUCUCUCGGUCCGGCGCAAAGUCUGGACCUGCUAUGGAUCUCAUCUCUUCGCUGAAACUCAAGGGCGUCGACGUUCAAGACUUGAAGGUGGACAUCUGUGACGAGGAGCAGAUGAGGGAAACCUUUUCGUUUAUUCAACAAAACAUGCCCCCUAUCAAGGGGGCCAUCCAAUGUGCCGCCGUUCUCGAGGACUCCAUCUUCGACAAGAUGACGUAUGCAAAGUGGACAAAAGCCUUCCGCCCCAAGGCCAUCGGAUCGUGGAACCUGCACAACAGCCUCCCCGACAAGCUGGACUUUCUCAUAUUCCUCUCCAGCUCUACGGGCGUGCUCGGCAACCGCGGCCAGGCCAACUACGCCGCAGGCAACACGUUCCAGGACGCGCUGGCGCACCAUCGCGCCUCGAUCGGCCGGCACAGCGUGUCCCUGGACCUCGGGUUCGUGCUCGGGGCGGGCGUCGUGGCCGAGAACGAGAAGCUUCUCGACAUGAUGCUGGCCAACGGCUUCUUCGGCGUCGGCCUGCGCCACGUACACUUCCUGCUCGAGCGCGCCAUGUGCCCCUCGUCGUCGCCCCGAGCGUCUGCCGGUUCCGAGGGACGGGGGUUGCACCUGCCCACGCAGGUCGUCACGCAGAUGGGGUCGGGCGGGCUCGUGCUCCAGGACCGGCCGGUCGAUCCGUUCUGGACCCACUCGCCGCUCUUCAGGUACCUCAACCAGGUCGACCUUCCCGCCGGCACUUUGGAUUUCUUGGCGGCGGGUGCGGCGCAGGACGUUGGAGACGACGAGCGGCAGCACGGCGGCGGCGGCGGCGACAAGAGCAGCAGCAACAGCAGCAGCAACGCCGGACAGGACCUCCGCGUCGCGAUCCGCCGAGCCUCGUCUCCCGAAAAGGCCGCGUCCAUCGCCGUCGGCGCCGUCACCCGCGCCCUGGCGAGGUUCAUGGGUGUAGGGCUGGGAAGCAGCAACAGCAACAGCACCGCGGGCAGCAAGCCCGCCACAGCGGCUGGGUCGUCCAAUACGUCAUUCGCCUCGACGCCCGUCAGCUCGACGUUCAGCGCCGCCGCCGCUACUAUCCCUUCGCCGAGGACGACGACGAGCGGCCUGCUGGAUCCGUCGCGGUCGACGGUCAGCUACGGGAUCGACUCGCUCGUCAAGCUCAACAUUACGCGCUGGAUUGUCGACCAGUCGGGCGUGGCGGUCGGAGACGUGGACGAGUAUCCCAGCAUCAACGAGCUUGGGGCCAAGAUUGCUGAGCUGGUUCGUGUCGAUUCGGACGGAGAGACGAACUCAUGA
Molecule: messenger RNA, 4413 nt
Organism: Pyricularia pennisetigena
Lineage: Eukaryota; Fungi; Ascomycota; Sordariomycetes; Magnaporthales; Pyriculariaceae
Exons: 2
Coding region: 1-4413 (1470 amino acids)
Biological process (GO): secondary metabolite biosynthetic process; fatty acid biosynthetic process
Molecular function (GO): fatty acid synthase activity; oxidoreductase activity
Source: RefSeq, a predicted model, not a curated record